CGUGCAUCGCGCGGCCGCGUCGCGAUCGCUUCGAAAUAUCAAACCGCAAAUCAAUUUCGCGCGAUAUCACCACGGGUGCAGUGAAAUAAACAUCGUCUAUCGUGGAGACCGUGUCCAUAUCGAGAGACGCAAUAUGAAAAAUCUAAAAAUAAUACAGCGAUAUAUUUCUCUCGGUGGCAUCGAUUGAUUCCUCGAAACAACGUCUUCCAUCCUUAAUUACGAGCAUUCAGUUCAGUUUCGUCUUUCCCUUUUUUCUCGUCGUUUCGUUCGUAUUCCUUCUCUCGCGCAAGAUUUGUGUUUUGUCGGUGUGUGCGUCGGUCUCCGGUGUGAUACGUUUUCCAGUUUCUUUUUUUUCCUUUUUUUUUUUUUUUUCUUUUUUCCUCGCGGAACACCACCGUUGUGUAUCGAAUCGCCGUGUCACGAGCCGUGUUUUCCACGGUGGAUUUUUCACAGUCGUCGUCUCUGGAUGAAAAAUACGGGGAGGGAGCCACGAGCAACGUAACGGGGGAGUGUUAAGGGACAAUUAUAUUAACGCCCUUUCGGAUCACACCCCCGCUUACAAGAUCUUUCUUGGAUACAGUCGGGGAUGUUUCACAAUUAGAGAAGCCCGUGAAAAAAGUUCGAAACUCGGCUCGUCGUCGCGUUGUGAUUAAUCGUGUGCGACUGACGGAAGCGGAGAGAGAGAGAGAGAGAAAGAGAGAGAGGAAGGGGGGGGGGGGGGUCGGUCGAGUUUCGACGAGCGAAACCCGGAAAGGAGAGAGUUACGAGGACGAGAGAGUGGUGGCGAUAUUUCAACGGGACGUCCUCUCGCUCCUCUCACAGCGGCGAGAUAAAAGAAAUCGCGGUGUAUCGAGGAAACCGAGCGAACUCGGCUCUUCGAGCUCUUCGAAUAAACGAAGUUUUGCCACUGGUAAAAAGAAAUUAUUCUGGAAGGCGCGGCGCGAUAAAUAACGCGAGUGUUCCACGAACGAUGUUCUCGAGUUCUCUCCGAGUAUCUAACCAGACCAGACGAUUGCUCAGCAACGCAAAAAUAGAAGGUGAUUGAUCGUGCGGGUCUCCGUCACGAAAGAAAUGCGAUCUGUGCGCGGUGAAUCUCUGUUAGGAUGUGUUAUUGCCACGAUCGAAACGAUCCCCCCACCCUUUGAAAUGAAAUGGGAGAUUUGGUGAUUUCUCGGUGAACGGUGUCACGAUUUUCUGAUUCUCCAGUGUAUGCGCUGUAUUAUUAAGAGAGAUCGAGGCGUUGAGACAAGGAACAGAGAAGGAAGAAGAAGCUUCCUUUUCAAGGGAAUCGGUUGGAUCGUUGCGCGCUUUUUCAUCGAGCGGAUGAUUCCUGUGACAACAGGAUGGGCCGAUAGAGAGCAGUGGAUAGAGAUAGUAUUUGUCGCGCAAUCAGGAAUCAUUCGAUGGUGGGCAUCGAGUGGUUGGCAACGUGCUCCACCGGUUAAUUCCACGACGAAAUUACGCCGCGCCAAGUGUAGCCAGAAAUUGGCAGGAUAACGUGGCCACACUCGAUUACUGGGAAGAGAUCCUCUCCCAGCGGGUUCGUCGCGUUAGGUUAAGAAGGGAGAAGAAACGAGAUUACGAUUACGCGAAGAUGCGAGAACGAUCGAAAAAAUGAACGAUGAAACGAUCCUGAAGGGUUUGACCGGUGGCGGUAACAUUCCAUUCGCGGACGAGGAUGGAACGGUGGCGGGGCUCGAGCAUCGCGGCGCGCGAUCGAGCGCCGCGCGGGCAGAGGUGACGCGGAAGGAAGCGCACGCUUUGGGGACGUUCGGUGGGCCGUCGAGGAUGGAUCAAGAGGGAAGGAGCUGCUCGUCGUCGAUGCUGGAACGGAAUGCGAGCACGUUCGUCGGUCAGAGGCAGUACAAGCAAUCGCCCGGCCCUAGGAGGAUCGGCUCGAGGAACGAGGCGAUCGAGGGGAGCGGGGAGAAUGCUCUGCAACGGUACGAGAACGCCGUGUUGAAGUAUCGGAGGGCGAGCAGGCAAGGGAGUCGGGACAGGCAGAAUCACGGUUGCUCGAGCAGCGACGAGAGCGUGGCGAGGAACAAGUCGAAGAGCAUCAGCUCGAUCGACACGCAAUCGGUGAACAACAUAUUGGACGAGUACGAGGACCUCGAUUACGGGAGGUCGUCGGAUUUGAGCGACGUCGGGAGCAUAAGCGUGUCCAACUUCGAGGCCGUGAUGAUGGACCAGCGGAAGAAGCAGCAGCGGCAGCAGCAGGAGAGGUCGAGAGCGGCGUUGGCCGCGUCGAGGACGCAGCCCAAGUGCCUCCCCGCGCGGGAGAGGUCGCGAGCAGUGGCGAGGGCGAGCGAGCCGAUCCAGGCGAGGCAGAAGAUUGAGGACGGGACUCGUCCCUCGUCCUGCGUGCCCGUGACCGUGGACGCAGGCCGCGCGAGAGUACCGGAGGUGUUGCUUCGCAAGGGGGAGGUGCAGAAGAGGGUGGACGAGUGGUUGAACCAGACGCAGAGCCAGAAUUUCGUCGGGGCGCGGGAGAAAGCGUUGACCAGGUCGAACAGCAGCGCGGAUCAGAAGAGUCAGAGGAGGUACAGGCAAGACUCGAGGUCGAGGUCGAUAGACGAGGGUAGGGACAGGUCGAACGGGACCUCGUCGAGUUACGACGAUCUUAGCCGGGCGGAGAAGAAGGUGGAGCGGAAGCCGGGCGUGGACAAGGUGAACGUUGGCGUGAACACUAGCAGAGGGACGUACAAGGAGUAUCUCGCUUCGAAGAGCGGCGGCAAGCAGCAGGAUUACGGUUUCAGCGCGUCGAGCUGCGCCGCGAUCGGUAGAGCGAGGGACAUGAGCCCCUCGACGGCCGCCUCUAGAAUUCCGCAGAGGGGCCCGUUGGGCUCGAGCUUCAGGUCGAGGCGGUUGGACGCCCCCUCCUCGUCGGCCAACGAGGCGAGCCAAGCGGAUGACAGCGGGGGCGGCGGGGGGGAGCAGCCGUCGCAAUUUUCGCAGGGCGAAAAGAACUGUCGCGCGAGAUACGCGGCCGACACCAGGCCGACGAAUUUGGUAAAGACGAGGAACGAGUCCGAUCACGGGAGGAUAUCUGGGGUGGUGGUGGUGGUAAGCGGCGGCGGUGGUUCGACGACAUCGGGGACCACGAGUAUCGCGUCGACGUCGUCGUGCUCGGUCAUCCCGUGCAGGAAAGCGUCGUUCAAGCGGUCGCAGCAGAGUCACGAUCAAAGCGCGGCCGGCGCGACGCGGCCGCUCGUUAAGGAAGAGACAGGCCAGAGAGGCGGCAGAGGGAGCGGCAUCUCGAAGGGCCCGGCCAACCUUGGUGACCAAGGCGAGCCGAUCUCGCCAAAUAAGGACGGAGAAAGUAGGCGGCCGGCUCUCGCGACCGAUUCAUCGCGAACGGUUGGUGAUAAACCAGCCGAUGUUGCCUGUAAAUCGAUCGAGGUUCCGAGGAGCGGCGCUGAUCGACCCACGCGGGAUAUCCACAGGGUUACGGGCUGUGAAUCGGCCGAGUCCAGGAGGUGCUAUCCCCAGGAUAGCAAGAGGGAUCAAAACAAAAUGGAUCAGGCGAGGCAGGAGGGUAGUGCCGCGGCGGUGGUUUACGGUGCCGUUGGCGCCCGCGUCCGGACUCUCCAAGGUCACCAGGAAUCCCGCGUCACGAAGCCGAGGAAUCUCCAAGCCGGCAUCGCCCCGCCAGAAGCUAGAAAGCCACCGGUUCUCCCGAGGAGGGAUCAGAUUCCUUUUUGCCAGGAGGGGAAGGACGAUCGGGCGACGAAACGUUCGCCGAUCGGCUCCCCUCGAUCCACGUUCAAACCCAACAGUCGGGUUUACGCGGCGUUGCAACAAUUGAACGAGCAGAAUUCGGCCAAGUGCAGGUCGACCGGUCCCGCUGACAAGUCGCCCGCGAGGUCUCACUAUUCCUCGCCGAAUCACGCCGUGGAGAAGAUUUACGAGCGCAGUCUUCAGCCUCAGGUGAUUCACGUGGAUGACCUCCAAUCGAUCCUUCGACCUUCUUUGCAGGUUUCCGCUUACGGCGAAGGAGGGACGGCCGCUCGAUCCGAUCGCAAGUCGCCUCCCAAAGAAGUGGUUAUGCUCGGCCAACGAAACGAAAAGGGGGGCGAGGAGGAAGAGGAAGAAGAAGAGGAGGAGGAGGAGGAGGAAGAAGAAGAGGAGGAGGAGGAGGAGGAGGAAGAAGAAGAAGAAGAAGAAGAAGCGGAGGUUUACGAACGGGUCGGCGAGUUGCGGUACGAACACCUGGAGACUAUCGAGGAAGACGAUCAGAAGAGCGAAGCGUCCGUUUGCGGAUACCCAGAGAUCGGAUUGAGUCGAUGCUUGAAGAUUGAGCGAGGUCUGCCGAACGGUAGGUCGCAGGAGAGGAGGAAGAAGAGGAAGAAGAAGAAGGAAGGCUCGACGCCGUGUUUGAAGCCGGAUCAAGCGAACGAAGCUGGCAGGACGUUCGUCACGUUUCGCUCAUCCAGCUCCCCCCAGGGCAUUAAGGCGAACCUGCAAUCUCGACCCGCCGCGACUGGUUUGUUGGAGUGCAACGAACAGCAGGAAAAACGGGAGGCCGCCGCUGCCGAGGAGCCGCCGAUCAUGAUCGUCCACGACGCGGAGAUCCCUUACGAUUCCGGGAACCCGGCCGACAGAAGCGAACCGUGUCACACGCGGGAGAAUAGCAAUCUAUCGACCGCCACUAUCCCCGUGGACGAGCUUGAGAGUGAAAGGCAGGCGGCAAAGUUCAAGGUCGAAGACGCGUGUCUUCGAUCGAACGAUCGAAUGUCCGAUCAUCGAACAAUGGAGGCAAGAUUUCAAAAGGAGGAUGCCAAGGAGGUCGGUUGCCAGAAGGUCGAUAGAUGGGAGAGCGAGAAGGAGAGGGCGAGCUCGAGGGAAAUGGAGGAGCGCGGGUCUGUGGUGAACGAAGUGUUGGUGAAGAAUCUUCAGUUCGAGCAAGAUUUGCCCAAGGAUUCGGUGGAGCAUGUGGUUGUUGUUGUUGGUGGUAAUGGUAAUGGUGGUGGUGGUGGUGGUGAUGGUGGUAGUGGUGGUGGUGGUUGUAGUGACACGUUUGGAAAGAUCAUCGAGCGUGUCGGUCAGCAGAGAUCAAUGGGGUACCACAACGUUUUGUGCGACAAUUACGAGAACGUGCAGAACGCGAGGUAUAAGGAGAGCAAGGUGUACGUGACGAAAGAGGAGAUGGAGCGGCAGAGGCUGAUGGAGCUGCUCAGGAAGGGAGAUUACGAGUUAGCGAAAGCGGAAUUGGAGAGAAGUUAUACCCUCUCGACCCCGGGGGGUAGCAGCCCCGUUUGCUGCCCGCCCUGCAGCCCGCCCCCUGCGCCGGCCGCAUACAUAUCGAGCGCACGUGCGUCCUCGCGGAGACUCGGCGCCGGAAGCGGAGGUCCACCGUCACCGGAAAGGGACCCCUUGGGAAGACUGUUAAGAUUCCUCAAGUCCUUCUACAGGGAGCUAGGCACUCGCGAUCCACCCCAUUUGCCGGCGUGGGCCUCGCCACUUCCACUGGGCACCCUUUGUCCGGCGCAUUUCCAGCCGCACCUGCAGCUGCUCCACAAAGGCGAGCAGGAGCACAGGCUCGAGAACAUCAAGCCCGACCAGAUCUUCGCCCCCGUCAGGUUGAGCGACGGCACGGUCUCGGAGGCGCCUCGCCGCGUGGCCAUCGAGGGUGGCCCCGGAAGCGGAAGGACGACCCUCUGCCUCCGCCUCCUUCACCAGUGGGCGAUCCAAGGCGAUGGCCCGGCUCUGGCCUUCAUCGUCCCGUUGCGCGAGCUACGCGGCAGCCCCGUGCUCAAUUACCUGGCGCGGGAAUUAUUCCCGAGGACGGCCGCCAUCGGCGACGCCAUCGCUCAGGUGUGGCGGACGCUCCACCUAAUGGAGGAUCGCGUGCUGUUCAUCCUGGACGGGUACGACGAGUGCGUGGGCGGUAGAGCGUCCCUUGCAGACGCGGUAGACCUUCUGGAGGGACGUUUGUUCCCGGACGCGAGGAUCCUGGUCACGUGCUCGCCCGGCAACUCGACCAUGCUCUCGCCCCUCGUCCAAAGAAGGAUCCAUUUGGCCGGGCUGGAGUGGCCCCACGUCGAGAGGCUCUGCGUCGCGUAUUUCAUCCACAACGACAUAGCGGAGAAGGCUUGCGAGUUCCUCGAAGCGUUAAACGUGCAACCCCAGACCGUCAAACAGCUCGGUCAGCACCCUCUCGGUUGGAUUAUGCUCUGCUGCCUCUACCAGGACUCUGGAAGCUUGCCAACGGAGACCAGCGCGCUGGUUCAAGCCGCGGUUAAGUGCAUCGUGAGGCGAAGCCUGGAUCCGCCUGUCCCUUACAACGAGGAGAUCCCGGGCCAUUGCAGGAAACGAUUGGAAGACUUCGGUAAGGUGUCGUUGGCCGCGCUCAGGGAAGGCAGGUGUUGCUACACGGAGGCCGAGCUUCGCGCACGGGGCGGAGGGAUCGAGGUGACCAGGUUGGGCUUCCUCACCAAGGGAUUGACGUUCGGCCAACGGCGAAAACCUGACCUGUACACGCCCAUUCACACGGCCGUGGCCGAAUUCCUGGCGGCCUACUACUUGACCUCCGUCGCCCAGUACGCGAACAUACUUCGAAGAGAGUUGGAGGGGCUGCCGUCGGGGAUCAUCAGCCACUUGGCCGGCCUGUUGGGCCCCAAGACGCAUCUGAUAUUGAACCAAUUGUGCCCGUUGGAGGUGCCGCCAAGGGCCGUGUUCUCGCUGUUGAAGGCAGCCGGCGCCUCGGACGGCAACAUCUCCGCCGUGUGCAGACUGGUCGGCGCUGGGCCCGGCUUCGGCCCUGCGCCGAACGAGAGGCCACCGGCUCCUCUGGUCCACACUUCCCCCCUCGAGCUGGAAGGGUGGGCGAGGAUCCUCGAGAGCGCGGCGUGCACCCUCGAGGCCCUCGAGGUCGUGUUCCAGGUGGAGAGGGGCUCCGAUCCGAGAUAUCUGGACGACUUUUUCGAGGCCUUGGCCGGGAACGAGAGCGUGAAGCUCGUGAGGAUCACGUCCCUUCUUGGACAAGAGUUCCCCGCGGACGAGGCGCAAAAACUGGCCGGCCAUUUGAAGAGCGUCCUCGGCAAGAAGAAAUUGAACGACUUUGAACUGGUUAUCACUUGUCUCGAGGAAGCUGCCCACGAUAGAUUGGAGUGCGUGGUGAACGCCCUUUGCCGUGGCCUGAGUCACGCGUCAACCAGCCUUGCACGGUUGGUCCUCGACAUGAAUCUGUCCGGCGAGCAAGUGUCCAGGGUCUGCGAUGCUCUUCGUGACUGCGUUCAAGUGCAGGCGCUUCACUUGCCCCAUUUGGGAUGCGGAUGCGAGGGACUGGCCUCGGUCGCGGAGCUCCUCAAGGAGAGGCCUUUGCUCGCGCUCAAUUUGGCCGGAAGUUGGGGCGCCAAGAACGAGGAUCCGUCCAGCUCUGGAAUCAGUAUGGGUUCGGGGUCCGGAUCCGGAAGCAGCGGAUGCGCGUCCAGUACCCUUGGCACGCUACCCUUAAAUCGGUGUUACUCGUCCCUGCCCAGGGGUGCAUUGGCAGCCUACGGCAGCUUAACGAGGCCAGCCACCCUUCCGCGGCUUCCCCUCGGGCUUGGCCUUGGUCCCGCGCCCGCCACCGGAAACGGACCGCUGCCGCAGAACGACAGGGACAGAGACAGUAACGGAAGCAGCAAGAGGAACAGCGAUAGCGUACUUUGUCAUCGGUUGCCGCUUCUGCACCCGUUACCCACUUGCGACGUCAGCAGCCAUCAAGGAACUGGCUUCCACGAGAUCUUCAACGCCAUCAGGGAGCCUAACUGCAAGCUGAGGUCCCUGAACGUGUCCAAGUGUUUACUGGGCGGAUUGGACGCGGGCUGCUUGGGAGAGACCAUCAGAAGGGCGCGCAAUUUGGACGCUCUGAGGGCGGCCGGUGCAUCCAGACCGGCGGAUGUGAUGCCAUUAGUACUGGCACUGACAGAGGCACCGUGCCUUCAACUUCUGGAUCUAGCAAGCCCAAGACUCGCCCUCGACGACCACCCUUCCAGAUUACUGUGUCACGCUCUCGCCAGAAAUACUACCCUCAAGCUGCUCAGCCUGGAGGGAUGGACCUUUAGAAUAGAGGAAUCGGACAGUCUGGCGGUGUUUUCCGAGCUGCUCAGAUACACGAGCGUCCGCGAGUUGAGCCUGUGCAACGCCCGGCUACAUCUGGCCGUCCACGAGGGUCCUUUGGCGAGAUUAGGUCGUAGGGACGAUGCAGGAGCGGAGUUGCUCAGAGCUGCGCCUCCUCCCGCCUGUCCCGCCAUUGUAUUUCUCAGGCUGGCCGGUUUUCAAGUGACAGUGAACGAUCGUUUGGCGCUUCGAGGGCCGCUUCUUUUGCCAUUCCUCGCCGGUUUCACAGCCCUCAGCGAGCUCGAUCUCUCGUUGGACAAAUCGACCAUAGGGGGCAGUAGCGGAUCAUUGCUGUUCAUCGAUGACAAAAUCCUCCAACAGUUCUUCGCCUGCUUCUCCUCUCACUUCAAGAAUCUACAGUCCCUGAGGAUUAACUUUUGGCGGAUCACGUUGGAGGACAGCGAGAAGACGAUGAGGCAGAUAGCCAAGUAUCUGAAGCUGUGCAACCUGAGCUUCUUAAAGGCGAAUGGAUUGAUCGUGACCGACAGCGCGAAGAAGGUGCAAAUGGAACACGUAUUCGUGCAAACGAUCCUGACGCAUCUACAGUACUUGACGUGGCUCUGUCUGGAUGGAGUGGAUCUCACGGAAUCGCAGGCUUCCAGUAUCGGAAAAUGUGUUAGAGAUCGGUUUCCGGGCACCUCGUUGGAGAUCAGUGCCAAAGACGUGCACGUAAAGUCGGUGAAAGCUUUGGUCGCCGCGAUAGAGGAGGGUGGAAGGGCGGAAGUCGUGUACACCGGUGGGUCGAACUGCAGGCUGAAGAUCACCAAGGUCCAGAAGAGUAGCAAAGGUAAAAAGAAGUGAAGAUUCGGUUGGAGAAUUCUUGGUUGUCAACGACGUGGAAAUUUCGUAAUUGUUCGAUCACGGAAGAAUAUGGCCGUAGAAAAAUAACGAUUGGAAUUUGAUCCGUAGAUGAAUGAAAAUAUAGAGAUGGGAAACGUUCGAAGUGGGGGAGGGGGAUGAUUGGUUGCACGUGAUUCCGUAAAUGAUCCGGUGAAACGGAUCUUGGAAAGAGAGAGGCUAAGAGAAUGUUUUAGGAUGAGAAUAACGUAGUUUUAGAAAGAUACGAGAUAGACGGUGUUAGCCGUAAGAGGCAUGUAGAAUAAGAAGAGUACUCACACGAGGAAGAAAGGCGUGAAGAAGGAGAGGAAGAAGGGAAUGAAGCCAACACUUUGUGGAUUUUCGUCUUACUGUGAUUUCCUUUUCUGCGCGUCAUCACUUUCCUAACGAUAUAGAUCUAUAGAUCGUAGCAUUAUUAGCUCGAGCAUUAUUCUCGAUGGUCCGUUAUACGCAGAAAAAUGUCGAAAUCGUACAGAAGGAUGGGUAAAAAAAAAUAUAUAUAUAUAUAUAUUCUUUCAACGAGAAAGAAUAAAUAAAAUUAAAAGAGAUAAAAAUUUUAGCAAGACCAAUUAUACAUACGCAUAUGUAUUAUCGAAAGAUAUUUAAAAAAUAAAAAAAGAAAAAAAAAUAAUAAUUAAAAAAGAGGCUGUUGCAACUAGAUACGUUCGUUGUUGUUAGAUGGACUGUAAAAUAUGAUUCAGAGUAAUAUAUUAUUAUUAUUGUCAUUAUUGCGAUUAUUAUUAUUAUUCCUACGAUUACUAGUAUAUUCUGAUCAUGAUUAUUAAAUGUUACGAUCGAUUGAAUUACAAUCGACGAUCCAUGAGUGAAAUGGCUUUACCGGAUGGCGUGUUGUUGGAAAUUUGAAGAAAUUUUAUAAAUUAUAUUCUAUAGUAGUGGGUAGAAAAGAAAAAAAUACGUAUCCAGAGAGUAAAAGAGAGACGUCCUCGAAUUUUGAAUUCUAUUGUACACAUUAAAUUAGAAAAUAAUGGCUAUUGUAUAAUAAUAAGGAAUGAAGAACGAAAUAAAAGAGCAACAAAAAAUACUUACUUUUUGCGAGUAAAAGAGAACGUGCGACACUCAACUGCCAAAUCGUAAUUGUAGAUUUUAUUCGCGAGUAUCGAUAUUAUAUCAGGAAUUUGUUAUUUUUUAGAAUAAGCGCGAUACGACGAUUUCUAUCCAUCUAUCGCCGAAUUAAAACGCAAUGUGUGAUUUUCUGCUGUCCCUUUGCCAAUAAAAAAGCAGAAAUACGAUACUGCCAUAUACCUUGAAGAAAUGAAAAUAAUGAUUAAAAAGAAAGCAAGGAAAAAAAAUACGUUUAAUCAUACGUGAAACAAACCAACGAGUAUGUUCGAUCAACUUUUGUUCAGCUUUAUGCAAAAAAGCAAUUCCACGGUGUUCGUUCGAUUUUUUGUACUAUUAGUGAGAAAACGUAAUUUUUGAUUCCCUUUUACGGUCCACUUUAGAUAGGCAGGUAUAGCCUCGCAGGGACAAAAGUUCCACACGAUUUUUCAUUUUUGAUAGUUUGCUAUGUACAUAAGACACCACAAAAGAUAGAAGGCAUCAAAGAUACGAUCUGCAAAUUUUGUGAGGCCAUUUAAAUUACUAAUUCAAGCGGUGAGAGACUGAAGCUGACACCAUACGCGCGUAAGUACAUUGUCCACGCGUCCAAGAUCGCUUUAUCGUCUGGAAUCAGUUUCAGUA
Molecule: messenger RNA, 10644 nt
Organism: Apis laboriosa (Himalayan honeybee)
Lineage: Eukaryota; Metazoa; Arthropoda; Insecta; Hymenoptera; Apidae
Exons: 12
Coding region: 1615-8907 (2430 amino acids)
Source: RefSeq, a predicted model, not a curated record